Molecule: messenger RNA, 2900 nt
Organism: Polypterus senegalus (gray bichir)
Lineage: Eukaryota; Metazoa; Chordata; Cladistia; Polypteriformes; Polypteridae
Gene: ppp1r16b
Product: protein phosphatase 1, regulatory subunit 16B
Exons: 11
Coding region: 1-1533 (510 amino acids)
Biological process (GO): regulation of sprouting angiogenesis; establishment of endothelial barrier
Cellular component (GO): cytoplasm
Molecular function (GO): enzyme inhibitor activity; protein binding; phosphatase regulator activity
Source: RefSeq, a predicted model, not a curated record
AUGUCAUCAACAACUUUUCCAAUUGGAAGGCAAGAAAAGAUUCAGAAAUUUUUGUCUCUGAACCUGGAAACUGCAAUUCGUGCGGAGGAAGACGGGACGGUGUUAACGGUUGCCGCAUUUCAUGUCUCCUUUCCCUUCUCCCUAGUGCGCUACCUGCUGAAGAAUGGCGUGAAUCCUGACCUGUGCAAUGAAGAUGGGCUGACGGCGCUGCAUCAGUGCUGUAUAGAUAACUAUGAAGGCAUCGUCAAGACACUUCUCAAUUACGGCGCUAACGUGAAUCCCAAGGAUAACGAACUAUGGACCCCACUGCAUGCGGCAGCCACCUGUGGACACAGCAACCUUGUCAAGCUCCUUAUCCAGCAUGGAGCUGACCUGCUAGCUGUAAACUCUGAUGGCAACAUGCCCUAUGACCUCUGUGAAGAUGACCCCACUCUGGACAUGAUUGAAACUGCUAUGGUCAAUCAAGGCAUAACCCAGGAAAUUAUUAAUGAGACACGGGAGGCACAGGAAAGACUCAUGGUGGCUGAUAUUCAAGAAAUCGUACAGCAACACCGGGAUAUCAACCAAACUGAUGAACAGGGUGUCACUUUGUUGCACAUUGCUGCCGCUAAUGGCUAUCUACGUGUAGUAGAGAUCCUCCUGGAACAAGGUGCCAAACUUGAUGUACAGGACUCUGAAGGAUGGCAGCCACUUCACGCAGCCACUUUUUGGGGCCAGGUGCAUGUGGCAGAGCUACUGGUUUCCCAUGGAGCCAAUCUGAUGGCCAAAUCCUUUCUUGACGAGACACCUAUUGAUUUAUGUGAAGAUGAAGAAUUCAGGGCUAUAUUACUGGACCUAAAGCAUAAACAUGACAUCAUCAUGAAGUCUCACCUGAAACAGAAGACCUCCUUGUGCCGGAGAACAUCGAGCACUGGUAGCCGAGGGAAAGUAGUCCGCAGGGCAAGCCUCUCGGACCGGAACAAUCUCUACCGCAAAGAGUAUGAAACAGAGGCCAUUGUGUGGCUAGGAAAACCGGAAACAAAAGAAGCAGACGAGCCAGAGAGGGUUUCUGACCAAGAAAACACAGAUCCUAAUACCUUGCCAGAUGUAUGGAAUGCAAAGCCAAAAGAGACCAAACAUGACACCCUGACCCAGACUGAACCUGCCAUGAAAGCUGACUCCAACUGUCAGGUUCCAUGCAACGGCACCCUUCCCAAGAGCAAUUUGUUGCAGGAAUUCAAGAGUGCCUCGUGUUCGCAGCCAGUGGCUGCCCCCUGGACAGCAUGCAGAGAUGGAAGUUACCAGACACUGGCAGAAUUAAAAAGACAGAGAGUGGCUGCAAAACUGAGUGGCCACCCCCUGCUCAACGGCCACCUGAGCAAUGGGGAUGAAAAUGGUCCUGGAGUAGCUCCAAAGUCCCAGAUUUCCACAGUCAGCUCCAAUGGAAGUGCCCUGAGUUACACAGUGAGUAGCGGGGAGCCACCUCUGCUGAAGCUGAAGCAACCGCUUGAGGUGGCGGAAGAGAAAGAAGGAGGCUGCUGCAGCAUUUCUUAGCAGCUCUAGAGAUAAUCGUCAGAGGUGCUUCCCUGUGUAGACUUGGGUUGCACAGUACGGUCACUUUAAUUUGUUGCACUAUCCUGAGAUGUCAAGGCUGUGCUGACCUCUGCACAUGACAGACAGGGAUGUUGUACUUGCUGUUCAGGUAUGGGAGGGCAUCUAUCAACCACAUUGUGGCUUAAAGCACAUUUUCAGUUGAGUGUGGUGGUAAUGUUUUGCUUUCUGCUGAACACCAGCCGGUGAACAGUGAGCUGCACAAAAGGAGCCGGUGUAAAUUAUCCCAAGGUCUGGAAUUUAGAUGGGAAAAAAGAGCACAGAGAGACAGGAAGGAAGAGGUCUCUUGGGUCUUUUAUCAGACGCUUGCAUAUUGCUGCAGCAGUGAUAGGCACCUAUACAUUCAAAGAUGCUUACAAAAGCAGAUGCAUGAUAGGCAAAGUUUUGAUAGUGUUUCUAUAAGGUGCACUUUCUAGAAUGUGUCCUCUCCUUGUUCAGACCGUCUCACAUUGUCAGGACUGUUUACAAGACACCGUCCAUUACAGGGUGGACACACAGAACACCGUUAUUACUUAAAUCAUGCUGUCAUUAGCAUAUGCCAGGCAGCUAUACACCAGCAUUUGUACAAGCACUCUACACUUCCUAGAAGGCCCAGAUGAGCUGCCAGAUAUAAUUCUGAGAGUAUGUGGUCAGUAAAAGGAUAGCUAAAAAGAACAUCUCUUACUCAGAGAAACACUGGAUCAGCACGAGAGACAGCAGGACAGAGCCCAGAAGGACAGAUCACUUAAGCAGCGGUAGGUGAACUUGAGAGGGAGCGGACAAGUGUUGAAGGGGACAGGUCGGCGCAUAAAAGAGCAGAUGAAGGCUGAGGAAGGUGUCAGCCAUUGGACUCUCUGCAGGCUGGCUGUGUCGCACACUGCUCUUCACUCUCAGUCACUACUGACCUAUUGGUCCUACUAUGGAAAGUGUGAAUGGGUCUGGUUUUCAGAUCAGUAAAGAAAGAAAAAAUGCUGCUUUAUAAAUAAAUCGAAAUUUUGCUGACAUAUAAUUUUGUGGGAAUUUUUAUUAUUAUUUUUUUAAUCAGGCUUCACACACAUAUUCUCACUGUCUCAUUCUCACUUGUUAAUGUAUUUUUUGCACACACUGUAUACUGUAUGUGCAUAUAUUUACAACACAACCUCUACCUAGACUGUGUUUUCCGGCCAUUUUAAUAAGAUCAUGGAAAUACUUAUUUAUUUAAUCGUCUUGCUGUUUUAUAUCAAGUGUGUUUUGUGUAGUUUUUGUGUGUGGACUGCUGUAACGGUGCAACUUCUCUUUGGAAUCAAUAAAGCAUCCAUCAAUCUAUCAAUAUAUGUGUUGCAAAGAAAAAA